Molecule: messenger RNA, 1126 nt
Organism: Saccostrea cuccullata (small rock oyster)
Lineage: Eukaryota; Metazoa; Mollusca; Bivalvia; Ostreida; Ostreidae
Product: thyroglobulin-like
Exons: 8
Coding region: 197-1126 (309 amino acids)
Source: RefSeq, a predicted model, not a curated record
GAGUUGAUAGAGUAAUUUUUCUGACUGCUCAGUAUCAUGCAAUGGAGGCAUUAAGACGAGAUCUCGUAUUUGCAACAAUCCAUUUCCGGAUCCUGAAGGUCUUCAAUGUGACCCUACAUUGUCAUCGGAAAGUUUAUCAUGUAACAUAAAGGUAUGCCCAACUUGUCCGGAACUACAACUCUCCUUUGGUAACGUAAUGAACUGUUCGGAGAUUAGUGGAGAUAAAGUUUGUUCAGUGUCUUGUGUAGCAGGAUACGCGUUUGCUCCAGAAAAUCGUCCUCUCAAAGAGUACAGAUGUGAACAAAGCACUGGUUAUACUUGGAAUGGCCUUACACCUGCUUGUGGGAAAGCGAUGAUACCGAAUAAAUUAUCUUCAAUAACUGCAAUUGAGUACAACUCAUUAAUACCAUGUAUCGACUCUUCAUUAGCCAUAGAAACUCUACAUAAAAACUUAGAAUCAACAUUGUCCUGCUAUAAACAUGGGAUAUGUGAACUAACAACUUCAAUGGACGAAUGUGAAAAUAAAAAGGAAGCGGGUUCUUUAAAAAUAACUUUGAAUGCAACACUUCCUGCUGAAGACUUGGAUUUGUUACAUUACUUGACAACAGGAAUGUUGAAAAAAGGUUUGAAACUCUUGGUAAAUACACUGGUAGACCUAGAAAACUCUACCAAAAAAAUUAAUGAUUCAUAUGAAAUCCUUUCCUUCGACAUGGGCGGGGUUAUGUAUUCACCUCUAAGGAAACAGGCUACAGCAAUUGUUGUGUGUGGAGUCGGACAAGGAAGUGAUGGCCCUAUUUGCAUUGAUUGUCCAAUGGGCACAUAUUCAAAGGCUGGAAAAUGUCCACAAUGCCCAAAAGGAACUUAUCAGAGUGAAAUUGGACAAAAGCAAUGCAUUAUUUGUCCCACUGGUUUAAGUACAAAAUUUGUAGGAUCUCAGGAUGGCUUCAAAUGUACUGAAGUGACAAACGCUACUACGAACUCUUUUAAGCAGGACCAAGCAAGCAGCACUUUGGGAGUUACAGAAGCUGUGAUUAUUGCACUCUCUGUGACGGCUAUUGUAACGGUCUUUCUAAUUGUGCUGAGUGUAAUUUUUCGGCGUCAUUGUGGCAAACGAGAAAACGAGUAA